AUGACUAUUCCCAACCAUGAAAGCGUUCUUAAUGGACUACUAAAAGUUUCUAGAGAAGCGUUUCCAAGAACGAUUACAGAUGGUGAGCUUAAGGUAGAUCCCACCAACGCUGAUUUGCAGACGAUACUAAACUCUUUGAUAAGGGGCUCACUUCUGAUCAAAAUACCAAUGUUUUUUGCAAGACUGGAAUAGUCUUCGAGGAUGUAGAAGUUCAAGGAAAGGAUAAAACAUUUGAUGUCGCUUCUACUAUUGGUGACAUAUUUCAAGGACCACUUAGUGCUAUCCGCCGAGCACGGGCACAAACUCGAAUUCCAAAUCAUUAUAUUCUUAGAGGGAUUAACGGACUUGCCAAACAAGGUGAAAUGGUUUUGGUUUUAGGAAGGCCCGGUUCGGGAUGUCUGAGUUUAUUGAAAAAAUUGAGUGGAACUGAUUUAGAUUCAUUCAUUUCAACAAGUGGAGAUAUUCGUUACGAUGGAAUUUUACAAUCGGAAAUGCUUAAAAAUUUUAAGUCUGAACUUAUCUAUAGUCCGGAAUUGGAUGUUCAUAUGCCCCAUUUAACCGUGGAACAAACAUUAAAGUUUGCUAUUUCAUGUAAGAUUCCAAAUACAUUUAUUGACGGUAACAAUCAUGACCCGUUAAUUGAUACAAUUAAGGACAUUUUGGCAACUUUACUAGGGUUGCGCCAUACUUAUGAGACCAAGGUGGGAAAUGAGCUUGUUCCUGGAGUCUCCCGAGGUGAAAGAAAAAAAAUAUCUAUCGCUGAAGCUUUAGCUUGUCAAGCCUCUUUCUACUGUUGGGAUAACGCAACUAAAGGAUUGGACGCUUCCAGUGCAUUUGAAUGCGCAAAAGUAAUUCGUACUUUCACAAACUUAUUUAAAACUACUGCAUUUGUUACCAUUUAUCAAGGUGGUGAAGAUAUAUAUAAAACUUUUGAUAAAGUGACCAUUUUAUACUUGGGUCGCCAAAUUUAUUUUGGUCCAAUAGAAAGGGCAAAGCAAUUCUUUGAGACCAUGGGCUGGGAGUGCCCACCUAGGCAAUCUACCACUGAUUUCCUAAAUGCUGUUACAGAUCCAAUAGGCAGGUUCCCACGCCCGGGAUAUGAAAGUAAGGUCCCUCAUACUGCUGAAGAGUUUGAAGACUAUUGGCUAAAAUCGACAGAAUAUAAAAAUCUUAGACAGGAAAUGUUUGAGUACAAAGCGUUCAUAAAUGAGGCUGGAUGUAAGACAAACCAUGAAUGUGUUAAGAAAUGAAAGAAGUACUUCAGAAGUACUUCAAAAUACACUAUUAAUUUUAUCGAACAGCUAAAAAUAUGCAUUAGAAGACGCUUUCAGGCGAUUAAGGGAGAUAAUAUGUGCCUUAUAAUUCAGGUCAUUUCUGCAUUGGCACAAGGGUUUAUUGUCGGAUCUUCAUGUUACAAUACCACCGAUGAUGCAUCAGGUUCAUUCUCUCGAAGUGGAGUUUGUUUCUUCGCUGCCCUUUAUGUUUCAUUAAUUAGUUUGGCUGAAGUUCCGUCAUCUUUCAAUACCCGUCUGAUAUUAAUGAAACAAAGAAACAACUCCAUGUACUAUCUUUCCUUUGAUGCAUUGGCCGUAACUGUCUCCUCUAUUCCAGUUGCUCUUAUUGUGACUUUUCUUUUCGUCAUUGUGAUCUACAAUUUGGCGAAUCUAGCAAGAGACGUUUGUAAAUUCUUCAUCUUUUUCUUAUUCGUGUUCCUUUUAAAUUUAACAAUAUCUUCCUUAUUUAGGGCAGUUUCUGCAUUGAAUAAGACUGUUGCUGCUGCUAAUACAAUGGCAGGAUUGUUAAUGCUUGCGCUUUUUCUGUAUUCGUCAAUAAUCCAAGGACCCUCUAUGCACCCUUGGCUUAAGUGGGUAUCUUAUAUCAACCCUCUACUUUAUGGGUUUGAAGCAAUGAUUGCAAUUGAAUUCCAUGGCAGAAAGAUGCAAUGUGAUGCACCACAUCUCGUUCCCAACGGUCCAGGAUUUCAAGAUGUGAGUGCUGGUGAACAAGUUUGUUCAUUUAUUGGAUCAGUUCCAGGUCAAAGUUGGGUUUCCGGUGAUGCAUAUCUUGAAGCUGCGCUCACAUUCAAGUUUUCUCACGUUUGGAGAAAUUUGGGUAUUCUUCUUGGCUUCUAUAUAUUGUUCUUCUUGGUCAACGCAAUAGCUGUUUCGUUUGUUAAGCCCAUCAUUGUGACUGGCGAUCGUUUGAUCUUCCUUAGAGGUAAAGUUCCUGAUACCAUUGUUUUGCCGGAACAAAAACUUGAUUCUACUGUCUCUGCCAUUCCUAAUUCUUUAGAAAAAAAUGGGCAUGUCACAGCAGUUUUCGAAGAUUUGAAAUCAAAUGAUUUGCUUGUUUGGAAAGAUAUUACAUGUUCCAUUUCACUCGACGGUGCCAAAAGAACCGUGUUGGAUGCGGUGUCUGGAUAUUGUGUCCCUGGGACUUUAACAGCUCUUAUGGGUGAAUCUGAUAUUGAGAAGACUACUUUGUUAUCGAUUUUGGCAAGAAGAGUUGCUAUUGGUUCUGGUGAAGUACUGGUUAAUGGAGAGCCAUUUGAUACUGAUUUGACCAGAAGAAUUGGUUAUGUGCAACAACAAGAUAUGCAUAUUAGCGAGGCUACGGUGAGAGAAUCGCUUAACUUCUCUGCUCUACUUCGUAGACCAAAUACGGUGUCAGAGCGAGAAAAGUUGGAAUAUGUUGAAAAGAUCAUAUAUUCGAUGGACAUGGUAGAGUAUGCAGAUGCUCUUGUUGGUCAAUCUGGUUGUGGUCUCAACCUUGAGCAAAGGAAAAAGUUAAGUAUUGCAAUUGAAUUGGUAACCAAACCAUCGGUACUAUAUUUGAAUGAACCAACUUCUGGAUUGGAUUCACAAUCUGCUUGGGCUAUUAUUAAGAUGUUACGAGAUUUGACUAAUGCUGGUUUAUCUAUAAUAUGUACUAUGCAUCAGCCUUCAGCUUCCUUAUUCGAAAUAUUUGAUCGCUUACUAUUAUUAAAGAAAGGUGGCCAAACAGUAUACUUCGGUGAUAUUGGUGUUCAUUCCAGAACGUUAUUGGAAUAUUUCAAGAAGUACGGUUCAAGAGAGUGUCAUUAUAAUGAGAACCCGGCUGAAUUUAUUCUUGAGGUUAUUGGGGCUGAUUCCACAGCAAUAGUAGAUAAUCACUGGGGCCAUAUCUGGUUAGAAUCUGGUGAAAGGCAAAAGACAAUUAUUGAAGGCGACAGGCUCCUCGAGGAGUAUUCUAGACCUAAGUCUCAAGGAAGUAUUUCCGAAUAUGUUACACCAUGGACAUAUCAACUUCUCAUGGUACUUCGUAGAAAUGCCUCUACAUUCUACAGAAAUCCUGGAUAUAUUUGGGCUAAGCUAAGUCUUAUGACAAUUUCUGGACUAUUCAUUGGGUUCACAUUCUUUGGAUUGAAAUCAAGCAUUACUGGUAUGCAAAACGCUAUUUUCUUGUCAUUUUUAGUGGUUGUCGUGGCUGCUCCACUGAUUAACCAACUUCAAGAACAAGCAAUAUUUAGCCGGGAAUUAUAUGAAACGAGAGAAAGGAUGACCCACUCCUAUCAUUGGUCAUCGAUGAUCUUGUCGCAAUUUCUCAAUGAAUUGCCAUACUGCUUUUUUGGAGCUGUUCUCAUGUUUGUAUCGUUGUAUUUCCCAACUCAAGCGAGUUCUUCUGGCUAUCACUCUGGUGUCUUCUAUUUAACUUUCGGCAUCUUUUUCCAAAUGUAUUAUGUUUCAUUUGGUUUGAUGAUUCUUUAUGUGGCCCCAGAUAUUCCAUCUGCAGCUGUUCUAGUGUCCUUCUUUUAUUCAUUUAUUGUGGCCUUUAGUGGUGUUGUGCAACCAGUGAGAUUCAUGCCUGGUUUUUGGACCUUUAUGUACAAAGCAAGUCCUUACACUUAUUUCAUCGAAAACUUAUUAGCUUCAAUUUUGUACGAUGGGAAAGCUGUUUGUAUCUUGAAGGAAUUGACCCAUUUUAAUCCCCCGAGUGGAAAGACUUGUCAGGAAUACGCAGGUACAUUUGCAAAGCAAACUGGAGGAUACUUGACGAACCCCUCAGCCACUGAAAAUUGCGGCUACUGUGCAUACUCGAGUGCUAAUUCAUUUUUGAAAAAUUUAGGUUGGGAUCACUCGCAUAUCUGGAGAAAUUUUGGGUUAUUCUGUGCUUACAUUGCGUUUGAUGUUGUUGCCAUGUUGGCCUUGUAUUGGCUUUUCAGAGCCAGAAUGAGAUCUUUAAUACCUGGCUUUCUCGUAAGAAAAAAAUAUCCACUUUCUUAA
Molecule: messenger RNA, 4262 nt
Organism: [Candida] anglica
Lineage: Eukaryota; Fungi; Ascomycota; Pichiomycetes; Serinales; Debaryomycetaceae
Source: the annotation of a GenBank genome assembly